Molecule: messenger RNA, 4751 nt
Organism: Podarcis lilfordi (Lilford's wall lizard)
Lineage: Eukaryota; Metazoa; Chordata; Lepidosauria; Squamata; Lacertidae
Source: the annotation of a GenBank genome assembly
UCUUAACCUGAAACUGAUCUUAACCUGAAGCACCACUUUAGCUAAUGGGGCCUCCCGCUGCCGCCGCACAAUUUCUGUUCUCAACCUGAAGCAAAGUUCUUAACCCGAGAUUUUAUUCCUGGGUUAGCGGAGUCUGUAACCUGAAGCGUAUGUAACCCGAGGUACCACUGUACCCUAAACAUUUUUUAAGAAAAAAGCACUGAUUAUUACUAUUAUUUUAUUUUAGGGACAGCAUUUGACACUAAAUAUAACAGAUGUCAUUGGUGAACGUCAGGGAUCCUCCUGGACUCCAUCUCCCAAUGGACUCAGGGUUGAUGGGAGCUGGAGCCCAGGAACCAUGUACUUUUCUGUGUUCAGACCACUGCACGAACCCCUGUCCCAGUAACCUUUACAACAGACCUGCAAGGCAGGCUGCUGUUGCUAACCCCACAUUGCAAACAGGGAGGGGAACUGGGGCUGAGCUAAGGUCGCCAGGUGGGUUUGUGGCAGAGGCAAAAUUCAAAGAGAGGACACCCUGGUUCCCAGCUGAUCUGCUGACUCCAUAAUCUUCUCCUGCAUCCUCAUCCUCCUUCCCCACAUCCCUCCAGGACCCUACUUCUCUCCCUGCUCCCCAUCUCUCAGGGUCUCUUGCCUGGUGGGGGCAAAGGACUAGGAAGCCCAGCUGCCUCAGUGCCCUGCUUGGGGGCUUCCCAAAGCGCAGAGCUGACCACCAUUGGGAACAGAAUGCUGGGUUUUGCCAAUGCUUUGGGGCUCUGCUUUUAUUUAACCUGACAUUUCUCCCCCCCCAAAACUUUCCGCUAAUGUUUUCUUCCUGCAGGAAACUGGAUUUGUACACCAUGGGCUGGAACCUGAGAGAAGACCUACGGGAUUGCUUGGUCGCUGCCGCGCCCUACGGAGGCCCCAUUGGUAUGGCAAGAGCCAGCUCCUCUUUCUCGCGCCAGCUGUUCCUUUGCAGCUGGCAGGUUUCCUCUCUCGGCCCAGUCUCAUUCACUGGUGCAGUCGGGGAAUUUGCCAAGGGGUAUGGCCUGCAUGAUGCAGUCAGUCGCGCGCUCUCUCUCUGGCUCUGCCUAGCCUGCCCUACAGGGCUGUUGUGAGAACGCCUUGAGGUUCCUGGAGGAAGGGCGGGACCCAAACAAAAUAAAUCAGGGCAAGGAAAGAGGGCUGGCACUGGCACUAGCUGCCAGAAUAAAGGUAAAGGGACCCCUGACCAUUAGGUCCAGUCGUGACCGACUCUGGGGUUGCGGUGCUCAUCUCGUUUUAUUGGCUGAGGGACCCGGCGUACAGCUUCCGGGUCAUGUGGCCAGCAUGACUAAGCCGCUUCUGGCGAACCAGAGCAGCACACGGAAAUGCCGUUUACCUUCCCGCUGGAGUGGUGCCUAUUUAUCUACUUGCACUUUGACGUGCUUUUGGGCUGCUAGGUUGGCAGGAGCAGGGACCGAGCAACGGGAGCUCACCCUGUCACAGGGAUUCGAAUCGCCGACCUUCUGAUCGGCAAGUCCUAGGCUUGUGGUUUAACCCACAGCGCCACCCGUGUCCCUAGCUGCCAGAGUAGCCACUAGUAAAUCCUAAGCAGUUGAGUUGGCACAUAUGGGCAAUAAUAAUAAUGGCUCUAAAUUUUGGCUGUCUAUUUGGACCAUAACCAAAUUUUUUGCCUGCUGGUUCCUGAGAUCAAGGAGCAGCUUCUCAGCCAUGUUUGGAGACAGUUGGAUGCCAUUUUGAAUCAAGAUGGCAGACUGAACUUUUUUGGUUUUGACUACUGGCUCAAAACAACACUGGUUUUUUUGGGGUUUUUUUGGUUUCUUAGAAUUUCUGAGCAGCGGUAGUUACAAGGCUGCUAGUAAUGGCAUAAUUAAAGAAAUUCUCACAAAGAAUUAAAACGGGAGGUGGGAAUGGCGAUUAUCAGGGGCUUGACUUCUCAGCUUUUUUUUAUAGUGUGAUAAUAAAAAAAAGCCUCUAUCAUUUUAGCUUUGCUGAAAAACAAGAAAGAGAAAUCUCCCAGUUCCCGGCCUCCUCUGGAAAUCUAUACUGCCUCAGGGGUCCUCUUGGCUAGCAUUCCGGUAAGCGAAUUGUGUUAUCAAUGGUCACUGGGCAUUGCAUAGUAACAGAUUUAUGUUUAAGUAGUAUAGUAACGGAUUUAUGUAUAAGCUAAACAAGCUAUAGCUUAGGGCCCCACUCUCUUGGCGGCCCCCCAAAAAAUUAAAAGGAAAAAAAUCCUGGAUGUACAUUUCCAAAAUAUAAGAUAAAAAACAAAUAAAAUAAAACCUACUUACAGUAACAGUGUUUUGUAGGCUUCUAUGAUGUAAGUAAUGGGCCUCGCCGGCUAGCCUGUUCCCUAAAAUAUCACUGGUUAGAUACCUAUGAGGUCCAUAAAUUACCAUACAGUGGUACCUUGGGUUAAGAACUUAGUUUGUUGUGGAGGUCUGUUCUUAACCUGAAACUGUUCUUAACCUGAAGCACCACUUUAGUUAAUGGGGCCUCCUGCUGCCGCCGCGCAAUUUAUGUUCUCAACCCGAGGUACUAUUUCUGGGUUAGCAGAGUCUGUAACCUGAAGCGUAUGUAACCCGAGGUACCACUGUAUAGCAUAUACAGUCAUACCUCAUGUUACGUUUGCUUCAUGUUACGUUCUUUCAGGUUACGUCCUGCAACAACCCGGAAGUACCGGAAAUGGUUACUUCUGGGUUUCGCCGCUCGCGCAUGCGGAGAAACGGCAAAUCACAACCCGCGCAUGCGCGGAUGCGCUGCUGCAGGUUGCGCUCUUUUCAUGUUGCGAACUGGCUUCCAGAAUGGAUCCCGUUCGCAACCAGAGGUACUACUGUAUUCAACACAAAAAAUGACAGUUUGUUGUUGACAAAGAACAGCUGGACAUAUAAAGGGCCCCAUUACCUACAGUAGCUGAGGGCCUCAUCAAACCUCAAUCCGGCCCUGCAUAGUAACAUUAGCAACAACAACAAAAAGGAGGAAGAAGGCAGGUCAGUUCUCUGCCCCAAAGAGGUUACAUUUGCAGUGGUAAAGGCAACAGAGGGAAAUGAGGAGGAUGGGGGAAAGCAAGGGCAAACUCUGAACGAACGCUGUCAAAUCGUGCUGCGUGCACUGAGCUCUUUUUUCAGCUGAGAACGAGGGCUUUGGGGGUUCAGCAACAGGGGGCUGGGUUCAAGUCGCGACGUCGCUGCCAACCUGGAUGACUUUGAAAGAGAUUUUUGUCUUUCACAUGACGGUAUGUGUUUUGACUCCACAGAGUGGGAAGUGACGGAGACAGGAUGUUUGUGUUACUGUGUUCCGUGAAGUGGGACUAUUAUCCUUUGUUCUUUCUCUUUGCUGUCUGGUGCUAGAGAGAGAGGGAGCCAUGUUGCAGUGCUCCGUGUGUGUUUAUAUGUAAAUAAAGUAGAUUAGCCAAAAUGCUGAGUUGCUGAGGUCUGGCACACACAUCCUGCACAAACUCUGUGGAUCCCUAAGUGUGUCAGGUUGCUAAAUAGCUGCAUCUGGUGCCUGGCUAAUUUCUCACCCUGGGCUUUGUCUCCCCCAGCGGAAGAACUGUCCAGCCGUGCACCUUGGCUGGACAACCAGUGAGGACCUCCUCUGCAUCCAGGAGGACGGCUCGGUCCUCGUCUACAGCCUCUUCUGUGAGUUCAAGCGGCGCUUCAGCAUGGGCAACGUAAGUGACCUUGGAGAGGAGGGUUUACUGGAACCGGGGGCUUUUGGGAGCUGGGGCCUCGGCCCAGGAUACCUGAAGGAGUGUCUCCACCCCCAUCGUUCAGCCCAGACACUGAGAUCCAGCUCCAAGGGCCUUCUGGCGCUUCCCUCCCUGCGAGAAGUGAGGUUACAGGGAACCAGGCAGAGGGCCUUCUCGGUGGUGGCGCCCACCCUGUGGAACGCCCUCCCAUCAGGUGUCAAGGAAAUAAACAACUAUCUGACUUUUAGAAGACAUCUGAAGGCAACCCUGCAUUGGGAAAUUUUUAAUGUCUGAUGGUUUACAAAUUUUUUACAUGUGCUGUAAGCCGCCCAGUUUUUAUUGUAUAAUGAAAACACUUAGAAAUGUUCCGUAGGAAGUGAUUCAUAAAUGUAAGCUCACUUCUUGUUUGAAGAAACAUUCAAACAUUUCAGUGUAGUUUAGAAUAAUAUAAUAUCACUUGUUUUAAAAAAAUAAUUUUAAAAAAUUUAUCUUUUCAAAAUGAGAGCAAGAGCGUUGGUUAUUCUGCCCCAGUUCUCCAUGACAUAUUGUCGCGAACUGGGGUUUUCAAUGAAAUAUCAGAAAAGAGAAAGGCUUCUUUGUGUUGAUUGAGGAGAUGAGAAUUUGUUUGUCUCGAAUUCGACCGAAUAUCAAUGAGAUUACCUGGCAAAAGCCAGCUUGCACCUUUCAUUGAGUUUGUAGGCAUACCUAAGGUAUAUAUGUAAGAGUCUCGUUCAUAAUGAUAUUUUGGAAAUGAUUCAUGAUCUUCUGUACCUGCCUUGUUCUAUACUUUCUGGGUGCCGCACGAUCAUGUUAUAAAGUAGUUGCAUUCUGUGUUAUAAAUCAAACAUUGCUAGGACUGUUUUUUUGAGAACUGCUGCUCUAACCACUACACCACCUGACCCGGUGCUUCCUUGCUUUCCUCUCUAACCCCCAGGAGGUGCUUCAGAACCACGUGCUGGAGGCCAAGGUGUUCCACACGGAAUACGGCACGGGGGUGGCCAUCCUCACUGGGGCCCACCGUUUCACCAUAGCCACCAACGUCGAGGACUUGAAACUCCGCAGGCUGCCUCAGGUGCCAGGU